Messenger RNA from Asparagus officinalis (garden asparagus), 2322 nucleotides. Its product is annotated as protein LAZ1-like. The transcript has 3 exons. The record is from RefSeq and is a predicted model, not a curated record. Gene Ontology annotation, biological process: transport. NCBI's taxonomy places the organism in Eukaryota, Viridiplantae, Streptophyta, Magnoliopsida, Asparagales, Asparagaceae. The coding region runs from base 1687 to 2046 and encodes 119 amino acids. Gene Ontology annotation, molecular function: transporter activity.
UUUUUAUUCUGCAGUUUAUAAGUAUGGUUUUGUGCUAGCAAGUUUCGAUAUCAGCAAUAUAAUAUUUUUGCUGCUUUUUCUGCAUUAGUCUCAUGCUAUAAUAAUGAUGAUGAUAUGUAGCACAUGCAGUACUCGUGCUCUGCUAUCUCUGAUCAUCCUCUUUCAUUUGUGGUGAAAUGAAUUGCUGUGUGAUUAUUCAGCUGCUAUCUUUUCUUCUUCUAUUUUUUACAGAGCACAAUGUCACUGGUAACCAAGCUAUAGUGGUGAAACGUAAGAUGACUAGCCCGUUAACUACCAGCACAAGGGACAUGGUUGUUCUUUAGUAUAAAUUUAGAAGUGAGAAUCAUACCUGAUGCAACGAUUAUCUAUACUAAUAUAGAAAGAACCAACUGGGGUAUCAAAAAUGGAUGAAUGGCGGACAAGUCCUGCUUUAUAGUUAUGCACAAAAGGGCAAUAAGAUAAUUUUGGCAAUUUGAAAAGAUAUAGCAAAAAGAAUAAAAGAGUACUUUGUCUUUUUCAUAUUUUAUCCAUGUUACAUUUUCUUUCUCAUAUACAAACAUUAGCUCUUCCAUCUCCUCUAAGUUCAAUGUGAGAGAAUUGGGGAGUAAAUUUACAAAUACCAACACUCGGAUGGUAAAUAGAAGAUUUAAUGCUAUAUGUACAAAAACUCUUUUUUUUUUUUUGUUUUAAAGGAUAAAUCUUACGUUUGGGGUUUUGCACAAAAUUCUUCUAAACUUUAUUCCACAAAGCCUCCUUAACUUGGGGACUUUCACAAAAUCCUCUUGAACUUAAAAAAAAUGUACUACUAACGGAGCGAAUAAAAAAGCGACUACAUGACAGCGAAAAAUGAGAUUACAUCUCUACUAUAUUUUUACUUGUCGCUUGAUAGUUCUAAACUUAUGAUAGUGAAAAAUAAGAUUACAUCUCCACUAUAUUUUUACUUGUCACUUGAUAGUUCUAAACUUCCUGAUAUUCGAACGGUUGUUAUUUACAUUCAAUCUGCAUCUCUUAUGAAUAACUCUCCUAUAAUUUUAUUGUGUUAGUGAAGAAACAAUAUUAAACAUAUUUUAGCUACAAGUAUGAUUCAAACAUUUGCAAAUAUGUUGAGUGAAGUAACUGGACGUCCAGUUAGUCCAAGCUUUGUUGACAGGUUUAAAGCGCGUACUAAACUUCCUGAAGAGGCUGCUAGUGUUCUAGAUCAUGAAGAGGCAAGUACCUUUUACACUUCGACAUUUCUUAGCCUUCUUAGCUCUUGAACUGGUUUCUGUAGUGUUUUCUUGACUCGUUUCAGUUACUUCUUCUUUUUCCUCGUUGCUUUCUUCUCGCUCUCCUUUGUGUUCUUUUGCCACUGAUGUGGCUACAUUCUGAUUUUUAUAAUAAAAUUGGGUUAUCUCCUUUAUGUUAAGCUAUUUAUUUUGAAUAAUUGCAAUAUCUUUUUUCCCCAAUUUUAUUAUUUCAUGCUAUUGCAUUAGCUUUGUACUUGUAAACUCAUACAUUUAUUACCAAGGAUCUUUCUCCCCAGCAGAUAAACAUGCACAGAUGCCCAAAAGAAACCGACCGAACCCCUGACCUAUUUCUGAUAAUAGAAGCAGUAAGUUUGACAUCGCAAACAGGCACCAGUAUCUGAAACCAACAUCGAACUCAUCCGAACACUUGAUAAUCUAGAUCACCAAUGGCCUAACUUAUAUGUGCAUGCCCAGUGCUUUUUGUAUACAUGCAGUACAUUUAUUAUGUGAAAUAUACAAAUGCUUACAUGUUUGGGAGCAUCUAACGAUACACAAGAUAUCACUAGCUGUACAUGUUUGGGAGCAUCUAACUAUACAAAUGGUUACAUGGGGGGAUUCUCUAUAUCCGUUCCUUGCCGCUUACUCGCCGCCGCAAUGGGCGACGGCGAUCGCCGGAGUUUUUGUAGUAGUCUCGCUGUCGCUGCCCACGCACCUCUUGUUUCAACACCUCUCCGCUUACAAGAAUCCUGAGGAGCAGAAGUUUCUGGUUGGUGUUAUCUUGAUGGUCCCUUGCUAUGCCAUUGAAUCGGUACAGAAAUGAUGAAAGCCAAGAUUGAGAUUGAUACUGACAGGUUCCUAGUGAGUAUUUGACAUUGAGGAACAAGUUUUUGGAAACAAAUAGAGAAUAUAGUCUUUGACCGAGAAGUUUCAUGUUUUGUAAUCAAAUGUUGAUGUACAUUGUUUGAAUAUUAGUUCGGUACGAUAUUUUCUGAGUUGAAAUGUUGGUAGUGUGGAUUUGUAGUUUUUAUAUUAUACUGAUGUAUGUUGGCACUUAUCAUUAUGGUUGAUUAUGCUCAACAUAAUCACUUUUAUAUUG